AUGAGAGGGAUCGGGUUUCAGGACUCCAAAGCUAGCUGCGCAACGAACCAAGCACAUGCAGCGAACCUCCGGCUUGCGCUCGAACUCCACCCGAUACCGAGCCACCUCAGCUCCAACUGCGGUAGGGUCAUCAGGAACCAGAGGAAAGGUCGUGGCUCGAUCUUCACGGCCCACACACGGUUGAACAAGGCACCUGCGAAGUUUCGGUCCUUGGACUAUGCGGAGAGACAUGGCUACAUCAAGGGCAUAGUGAAGGAUGUCAUUCACGACCCGGGACGAGGCGCUCCUCUCGCAAAGGUCGUCUUCAGGGAUCCUUACCGAUACAAGCUCCACACCGAGACAUUCAUUGCCAAUGAGGGCAUGUACUCUGGACAGUUCAUCUAUGCCGGAAAGAACGCCAGUCUGAACGUUGGCAACGUCUUGCCACUCGGCUCGGUCCCCGAAGGUACCGUCAUGACCAAUGUCGAGGAGAAGAUGGGUGAUCGCGGCGCGCUGGGCCGUACUUCCGGCAACUACGUCACAGUCAUCGGCCACAACCCUGACGAGGGCAAGACCCGCAUCAAGCUACCAUCUGGCGCCAAGAAGGUUGUGAAGAGCACCGUACGAGGAAUGGUCGGCAUCGUAGCUGGAGGUGGCAGGACAGACAAGCCACUGCUGAAGGCUUCCCGCGCUAAGCAUAAGUUCGCCGUCAAGCGCAACUCAUGGCCCAAGACUCGUGGUGUUGCCAUGAACCCCGUCGACCAUCCUCACGGUGGUGGUAACCAUCAACAUAUCGGUAAAGCCUCAACCAUCUCUCGAUACGCCGCACAGGGUCAAAAGGCCGGUCUUAUCGCUGCCCGGAGAACCGGUCUGCUCCGUGGUACGCAGAAAACGAAGGAUUAG
Messenger RNA from Coniosporium apollinis CBS 100218, 882 nucleotides. Its product is annotated as 60S ribosomal protein L2. NCBI's taxonomy places the organism in Eukaryota, Fungi, Ascomycota, Dothideomycetes. Gene Ontology annotation, biological process: cytoplasmic translation. Bases 1 to 882 code for a protein of 293 amino acids. The transcript has 6 exons. Gene Ontology annotation, molecular function: RNA binding; structural constituent of ribosome. The record is from RefSeq and is a predicted model, not a curated record. Gene Ontology annotation, cellular component: cytosolic large ribosomal subunit; ribosome.